This is a messenger RNA of Saccostrea echinata, 8900 nucleotides long. RefSeq lists its product as uncharacterized. Bases 1 to 8658 code for a protein of 2885 amino acids. Gene Ontology annotation, cellular component: extracellular region. The transcript has 65 exons. Gene Ontology annotation, molecular function: peptidase inhibitor activity. The record is from RefSeq and is a predicted model, not a curated record. Lineage: Eukaryota; Metazoa; Mollusca; Bivalvia; Ostreida; Ostreidae.
AUGUCGUUGAUGACCAUCAACGACACUCAAGGGUCCUCUUAUUUCAUGGUUAUUCGAGAUGUUCUUAACUGUACCGUGAGCAAUGUGGAAAAGGACUUGAAUGUCACCUGUUCAUCCAAUAGUUUGAAAACAGUCGCCAGUGUGUAUAGUCCUUUACUUCAGGGCUCAAUAAAGAUGAAACACAACCCAGCGGAGUGUAACUUGGAACCUGUCAAUGAAAUAUGCGUUUCCCUGGUACUAUUUACAAAAUCUGAGUAUCUUCAGUGCUUCAAGACUUUCAAUUCACUAUCUGACAUGCCCAAAGCAAUGGAACAAGAAGAAAGAUGCAGAAUUUACGCACACUCUCUUCGAUGUGUUGAAGAAAACAUAGCAGAUUGUGAGGCACGCAGAAUCCACAAACUAAUCAAUUCCAGCAGCUUAGAAAUUACCAGAAUAAACGGCAGCGUUUAUGAUCCUGAAUGCACAGUCUUGGAACCCUCUCAGUCGUUCUGUGAUGACGAAGAGACUCUACUUCUAUACAUAUAUGGGAAGUGUUAUAUUGACCUGCUGAUUCUCUCACGGACUACCUGCUUUAUGGUGGGUUCUCUUAUGGACUGUGUUUAUAACCAAACAGGAGAACUGUAUUUUAACUGCUCCAAAACUUCCAUCAGAUCAGCUCUACGUAAUGCUACCUCCUUUUAUGAGAGGAAGUUUCCCGGCUAUGGUCAACAAAUUACGACUUGUAUAUCACUUAAUGCUGUCUUAGUUCCUGCCUGCACAGUAGAAAGUGUUGUAAUAGACAAUGCUGAUAUAUACUGCAAAUCAACACUGGCAAUUCUUCAAGCUUCAUGUAGUUCGACAUCCGUCAAUAUGUACCUGGGAUGUAUUUGGAAUGCAAUGAAUAUGACCAGCAACUACUGCACAGAAGAUGAAGUUCGCUCUGUUAUGGCCAACGCAACGUAUUAUUAUGAAAAACUAUUUCCAGGGGAGGGUCUAAAGAUGACCAAGUGUAUAAAAACACAGGAAAGAGGAAAUUGCACAGUGGACAAGGAAUUCUUUAGCACACCAGAUUAUAUACGCUGCAUAGCAUCAUAUGAUUAUGGAAUAAGAUCUGGCCGUGGUGGUAAUUUAACUGAAACAAAAUGCAGAACAUACCAGAGGAGCUUAGAAUGUACCAAUAAACUUAACCCAGCGUGUUCUGUCGAGGAUUAUAAUACAAUGAUUUCUUUGUACUAUAAAUCUUUAGAAAGUGCUUUACUGGAUCCGUCAGAAUGUCCAACGUACAAAUGUGAGGAAAACAAAAUUAUGGAAAUGAUUUCUAAUGAUCAGAGAGUUUAUGACAGUGUUCUCCCGGGAUCAGGACUAGCCAUUACAGCUUGUAUCUCACAGUUCCUAUCCAAAACAAGAGUAAAGAGAGUGGCUUUCACGAUAAAGAUGACGUCAGGCUUCUUUUGGGACGAUUCGUUGCUGAAUCCAAAAUCCUCUUAUUUUCAAGAUUUGAAUAAAAUCAUCGCUGGAAAUUUUGAGAAAGCUUUUGGUGCGGUCCCGGGACUUCUCAAUGUUACUGUUUCCUCCUUUAGGAAAGAUACAAAAUAUUUGGACAUGGCAUUUAGAUAUGAUAGUUCUAUGUUGUCUAUAGCUGAUGCUACUGAUGCAAUCCAAUUGGUCGUCCAGAAUCGGACAAUUUAUAGACUUCAAGUGGAAAACUACUUUCUAUACAGAGGGGAACUAAAGGAUGGCGAGUGUCCAUCUACACAGAGCAACAGGGAGUGUCUCGAGGAAUGUCAGAUGGACAGUAACUGCACAGGGUCUGAGAAAUGUUGUUAUAAUGGGUGUGGGCGCACUUGUCAAGAACCGGAGUCUGGCAUCCAUCCUUGUGAAGAUUACGAGUAUAUAGGACAGAUAGGAGAGCAAUGUUCUGAGAUUUUCGCACAAAAUCUGACAACAGCUUCCAACAGGGAAGAGUUCUGUCUCGUGACUGAAAAGUUCUUGACGUGUGUAUCUGAAGGCAUUUCAACGGAAAAAAAUGUUCAAUGCUUGCAAGAUCAACUCACUGCAGCUAUCAAAACAUUCGGACCUAUAAUGAAAUCAAUGAUGAAGCUUCAGUCUGAUCCUGCUGAUUGUUAUGAAGACUUGACUACACAAAUAUCGACAACAUUGGAAAUUACCACUCCUCAAACAUUUACAGACCCUUAUACAACAACUCAAUCUGUAUUACUUCGCUACUGUCGAGACAGUAACACAAUUAUUUCAAAGGGUUGGAGAUGUGUUGUUCCUGUAGUAAUGAAUAUUACCACAGCCAGGAACUUUGCGGAAUAUUGCAGCCUUGUUGAUGUGGUGUAUAUAUGUAUAAUGGAUGGAAUGGCGGCUGAUUACAACUUGACUUGUAGAAAAAGUGAUAAAGAAUUUGCUAUUGACUUGUUUAGUCCUAUGUUUAAGACUGCAUUCAACUUGAAGUACAAUCCAGGAGACUGUUUUGCGCAUGAAACCACAUUGAGUACUUUUCCAUGGAUAUCAACAGAGCCUACGACAUUAUUACCUACCAUUUCAACCACCAUAGCAACAAUGACUACGGCCUCGACUCCCUCCCCAUUAUUAGCUAAAUGCAGCGAUAGAGACGUAAUUCUGUCCAAAACUUUACCUUGUGUUCUUCCAAAUUUUGUCCACAUCACAGCAGCAGAGAAUAAGGAAUUUUGCAGAAUUGUUGACCUUAUAUUUGUCUGUAUCAUGACCGAAAUAGGAUCAGAGUAUUCUGUCCUGUGCAGGGAAAAUGACAAAGAAGUAGCCAUUGCAUUUUAUGGCCCUACUCUUCAAUCCGAACUAAGCCUUAUUUCUAAUCCUGUCGACUGUUAUUCAAAAACUUUGAGCACAGGAACAAUGCCAUCAACAUCACCAUUUUCUACGGAACCAAGCACAAAAACUACAGAAACCAUUCAAAGUACCUCAACUGAAUUUUUAUCCACAACGAGGACUUCUCAAAAGUUCGAAUCGACGAAAAUGACGACUCUUUCUUCAAAAAUAACACCAACAACAGUCACAAGGCCACCGUUUUCUGGAAAAUGUCGUGAUAAUCUUGUAGUUUUGUCAAAAGGCUGGCAAUGUACGUUGCCAUUAUUUUUGAAUGUUACAACUGCCGGUAACUUAUAUACGUUUUGUAGUUCUGUUGAUAUGAUAUUUGACUGUAUAAUGGGUGGAAUUGAAUUGGAUUAUGGAGUAGAGUGCACAGAAGAAGAUAGGGAUAACGUUACAUUUUUCUAUACCCCAAGUCUGCAAUCAGCCAUGGCAUUGAAAUAUGAUCUUAAGGAGUGCAUUUUACUAAAACAGACAACAUUUUCUUCUGAAAGCUCUAUGAGACCAACAACAGAAUCUUCGUUAUUAGCAAUAUGUGUAGACAGCGAUACAAUCCUAUCCGUGGGAUGGAUCUGUGCACUUCCACUGUACAUGAAUAUAUCUAAAGCAACCGAUAUGGCGGUGUUCUGUAGUGUGGCAGAUUCAGUGUAUUUAUGCAUUAUGGAAAAGAUCAGUUCCCAAAUCAAUGUCCAAUGUACAGGCCGUCACAAAGCAACUGUAAUUCGUACAUACAGCGCAAGUCUUCAGUCUAUUUCAAUCCAGUCCUUUAAUCCCAGACAAUGCUAUGUAAUGACUACCACUACUGAGAGUAUAACAUCAUUGCCACUUACAAGCACCACUGACAAUCCAUUGUUGGCGAAAUGUCAGGAUAGUGCUUCCAUAACGUCGGCAGCCUACAUUUGUGUGCUUUCAUUGUAUAGUAACAUGACAACUGCAGAAAACAAUUCUACUUUUUGUAGCGUAAUAGAAGUUGCUUUCUCCUGCAUCAUGAACAUGAUAGAAACUAAUCACAACAUCCGCUGUCGAAAGGAGGACAAGGAGAUAAUGAUCACCAGCUAUGGGCCUGAUCUGAAAAUAAAUCUCAACCUAAAAUUCGAUCCAAUUGAAUGUUACACUGGAAUGUUACAAAGAUCGGAACGAGUCGUGAGAUCCACUAGGUUUAGGAGAAGUUCCAUAUCACUAUGCCAAGACGAUGUGACGCUUUUCUCUAAGGGAAUAUUUUGUAUGGUUCCUGUGUAUAACAAGGUUAUAAAUGAAAAUUCAUCAUUCCAAAGGUUUUGCAGCCUUCUUCAAAACUUUACUCUCUGUGUGAUGACUGAAAUGGCUGCAGAACAUAAUGUGUCGUGUGGUCAGUCAGAAUACGAUACCUUUAUCACGACUCAUAGUCCCAGCAUGCAAACGACCAUGGGCCUGACUUUCAAACCAUUGGAUUGUUUGAUGAUGUCAUCUACAACAGUCGAGGGACCUACCACUACACCUACGAUAGAGGCAACAACUACUCCAUUUAAUCCAUGCCAAGAUCCAGAUCACAUUUUUAUUAACUUGAUGCCCUGUAUCGGUCCUGUCUUUCUCUCUUUGAAAACGGAAAGUAACUUCACUGUAUUUUGUUGGAUGACUUCCGACAUUUUUGAGUGUCUCAUAAACAAAAUCGAGACUUCUUUAAAUACGACCUGUUCUGGAACUGAUUCUGCAAGCGCUGUUCAAGUCUAUGGAUCAACGAUUUACAGUAAAUUAACGCUGACAUAUAAUCCAGUUCUUUGUUAUAAAAACAAAAGUAGCUCCGAGUCUAGUCCAACACUGCUGCCAUCAGCAUCGAUUACAACAUCUCCUUUGAUAAAAUCUAGUGUCGGGACUGUACAUCCAAAGAUAUCAAGAACAGAGGCUCCAUUUAUCAUAUCCAGUCCAACAUUUCUUCCUACAGCAACUACAGCACCUCUUUUGAUCAAUUCAACUGUAUUCAUUACAGUUUCUCCUUUAGUCAACUCCAGCUUAUCAUUGCCUCAAAUUGAAUCCGUAACAUCUCUUUUUAUCGAAUCUAGUUCAGCAAUGAUUCCAUCCAAAUCUACUACAGCAUCUCCUUCCACUUUCUCCAGUGCAGUAUUUUAUUUGACGACUGAAUCUAGCACAGUCCAGACAACUGCUGAGCCAGGUCCUUGCCAAGACCUAAACAAGGUCACUCUACAUGUGUUAUCGUGUGCUGGGCCUAUCAUCUCCUCCCUUCCUUCAGCAGAAAAUUCGGAAGUAUUUUGCAGAUUGUUUCUUCAAGUCUUUGAUUGCAUUGUGAACAAAACAGAAACGACCUCAAACGUAUCAUGCUCACCAGACGAUAAAGAGAUCCUUGUCGAAUCGAUCGGAUCUCAGAUAAUUAGUGCACUCUUAAUACCAUAUGACACUAAUCUUUGUUAUGAUACCACGACCAUCACUACAACAAGUAGUACACCUUUUGCAAGAGAAAGCACUGCCACUACGACGACUGAACCAAAGCAUUGUAGGAAACCAAGUCAAAUUAAUUCAGAAAUUCUACCAUGUCUUGGACCAUUGUUUCCAUCUAUUACUUCUGCCCAAAAUCUUCAAGUAUUUUGCAGAUUGAUGGUGAAUGUGUUCAGUUGUAUUAUCAAUAACAUAGCUCUGAACUCUAACAUCUCGUGUUCAGAACAUGAUCGCCUCUUUGUUAUUCGAUCGUUUGCAGCACAGCUAGACCAGACUAUCUCAAGUCCAUUUAAAAUUAUGGAAUGUACUGAGCUGAUUUGGGGAUCUUUUACAACAUCUUCUAGUUAUGAGAAUGUAACGCAGACGACACCUACGUCAUCUUCAGCAAGUAGUGUAUUAACAAAUACUACACCACAGUUAUUCUCUACAAGCUCCAGUCCUACAACAUCCGCCACGGGAUUACAGUGCAGAGGAAAGUCUGAAAUUUUUGCACAAGGAAUACAUUGUAUUGGACCGCUGUAUAGAAAUUUUUCCACUGAGACAGAAUUUGCAGUUUUUUGCAGACUGCUGCACUCUGUUUUCCACUGCAUUAUGGGCCGUAUUGAAAUGAAGUAUAAUACAACUUGUUCGACAUCAGAUCUGUUAGCAGUAAAAUUAAUGUAUGGAACAGAAAUACACAAAAGCAUCCCGUUGAAUUUUGAUCCAGAUGAAUGCCCAGAGAGUACAAACUGUUUUGAAGUAAUGAAGGAUGAAAGAUACCCAAAAUGCUUUAGAACAUUUUUAUUGUAUGAAAAAUUAAAAGCAAACAUUUAUAAUCUUCAGCUCUCCGCUUUAGAGACAUGCAGCUUGUACAGAGGCAGUUUGCGAUGUAUAGGCAGUUAUUACAGCAGUUGCAGCAUUAAAGACAUCCACACUGUCAUAAGCCAUUAUCUUGUCUCCUUGAAUUCAACAAUUAAUCCAUCUAUUUGUUCAGUGAAUGAUACUUACCCUUCUGUGUGCGAAGAUGAUGAAUUCUCCUUACUGGCGAUUCAUGCAGACUGUGGAUUCUAUCCCAUUCUUAUACCGUUCGAUUGCCACAGACAUGUGUUGGACUUUAUCAAUUGCGCAGCAAAGAGCCUUUCUUUUCUUAACUGUAACACUGAUAGCUUCUGGAGAGCUUUGACCAUUCUGUCUUCCUCAAACGCAAGCUUCUUUGACAGGGUUAACAUGGGUAGAGGAAAGGAUGUUAUAGCCUGUAUUGAUCAGAUAAUGGUUUCAAUGACAACCCUCUCUACCCCUAUGCCUACUGAGCCUCCAGGAGAAGUUAGCAAACUGUCCUUUUCAAUUAUUCUUUCUGAUGUUUACUGGAAUACAACUCUUCUGGAUGUGAUGUCUGAUUAUUAUCGUACACUCACUGGCUACAUUGAUGGUAAUAUAGCAGUAGUAUUUGGAUCUGAUCCAGCAUUCUUACAAAUUGAAGUUGUUUCAUACAGAAAGAAUUUUGACAAUCUUACGAAAGUGGACCUCGAAGUCACAUACAACAGUUCUAUACAUGCUGCACCAGAUGUUUAUGAACAGCUAAAGAGGCAAAUUAACUCAGGGCUCUUCUACAAUCUGUCAGUUACAUCAUAUCUGCUUUUUGAUGGAAAUACAAGGAAUUCUAGUUGUCCUAUCGUGACGUCAGUGUCAACAAUCUGUCACGAUGUGUGUGUUCAAGACACGGACUGUUCAACCAGUGAGAAAUGCUGUUCCAAUGGAUGUGGGCGAAUCUGUCAGAAUAGCACAGAAAUCAAGUCAUAUUAUGAUCUCAGAUAUCCAGAGUUUCCAAUACUUCAACAGAAUGCCGAACAAAUGCUCGUCUCGGUAACAUUACCAGACUACCAAUGGACUGUUGAAUUGCUGGAUCCAAAUUCAUCUUUCUACAGAGAAAUACAAAAGGCAGUUGUUACAAAUUUUGAAGAACAGAUGAAGACGUCCACAGAAUUCAUUCGAUUUGAUGUCUCGUCACUAAGGAAUAGGCCAUUAGUGACUGCAGACGUCAUUGUAACAUACAACAAAAAUCGUAUCAGUUCUUCAUCGGUGGUCAAUGUCUUGUACAUGCUUUCUGGACAUGGGUUUAUACAUCAACUACGAAUUCAAGGAGACCUCAAAUUUGAUAAAAAGGUAAAACCAGGGGUCUGUCCAUAUUUCUCCAUGGCUGUUUUCAGAACCUGUCUAGACACUUGCACUGGAGACACUUCUUGUUCAGGAAAAUGGAAAUGCUGUUUCAAUGGAUGUGCACGCAGUUGUAUUGAUCCAGAUGACGUGGGAGUGACGCCGACAGUAACCAGCACGAAGUCAGGCACAACUCUAACAACGGGAGCCAUUACUAAAGUUUCUAGAACAUACAGUACGACUGAAACCAUGCCCCAGCAACCAACCCCAUUACCUUCGAGUGGGCAGCAGAUGUCUGUAACUAUAGAAUUAGCAACAUAUAGCUGGUCUGAUGAGUUACUCCUUAACAUUUCAACAUAUUAUCAAGAACUGACGAGAAUUGUGACAGAAAGUUUUCGAGAACAAUUCAGCGGAAUGCAAGCAUUUUUGGGAGUGGAGGUUAAAUCAUUCAGAUCUGGUGGAGUGUUUGUUGAUUUAAAUCUCUCAUAUGAUGGUACACGUACUGAUGCUGCUAGUCUGGUUAACACUAUUUUCCUGUUGCUCAAUCACGGUUACAUACAUCAGUUACAAGUUACCGACUAUCUGCGGUAUGAUUAUGUUGUCAGGGAUGGCACUUGUCCUGCGGUAACAAGAGUAGCUUCAUGUUCAGAACAAUGUGCAGGUGAUAGUAGGUGCCCCGAUGUGCAGAAGUGCUGCUCUAAUGGGUGUGGUCAAACUUGUACAGAUGUAUGGAUGCCUGUUUCUACAUCAACAACUACUGAAAAGCCAUUGGUACAAAUUUCAACAACAACAUUGCCAGCAAAUGUGGGUAUUCUGUCCGUUACUAUGGAGCUCCAAGAUCAUGUGUGGGAUCCGUCGUUGUUAGAUACUCGAUCCACCUACUAUCAAGAGCUGGAGACCACCAUCAGAACCAAUGUUUUACAGCUGUUUAGUCAGACUAAAGGGAUUGCUGACGUUCAAAUUACAUCUUUUCGAUCAAAACAAAACCGUGUUGAUCUGGUCAUCUUGUACAAUGCGAACAGUGCUGUUCUCAUGGAUUUUAUCACCAAAAUGAUAGAAGCAAGGGAAAAGCAAGCUGUCCAUGACCUUAAAAUUACAAGUUACAUGACGUUUGAUACUCAACUGAAAGAAGGUACAUGUCCCCAAGCCUCGAUCAGUGGGUCCUGCUUUGAGGAUUGUAUGGGAGAUGGAACUUGCCCCGGGAUGGAGAAAUGUUGUUCCACAGGUUGUGGAAGACUCUGCACGCCAGCUAUACAAAUUCGCUGAUGUAACUGACGUUGCUGAUCACUGAAGUUGUAUUGACAACAUUUUGGGGAGUGGGAACAUUAAAAAUGUAUCCAUCAUAAUCAAUGAAUGGAGAUCAAUGACUGAAGGAAAAGAUGUUUUCCGUCGUCUAGCUUGACAAACGCCUGCAUACUUGUUAACAAUAUCAGUGGAAGAAAUGUUUAUGCCUAUUACUGUAAACAUAUAUUUUGUUAAUUUCGCAAAUAUAUAUUGAGGAAAAUAUA